AUGUACCAGGCGAAGCGGACCCACCCGGUGAACCUGGGGGAAUACGGGAGGGCCAAGGUGUAUCUGUGGAAGACGGAGCGAACGAGCGAGGAGCUGUUCCAGGAGGUCUCCUGCAAGGUGAGGAACCUAUACGGGCAGAUAAACUACGACGACCUCUUUCACCACCUGCACGGCUACAUUAAGCACAUCAACGCGAGCGAGAGUGAGUUGUUCCUAAGGAGCGAACCCCCCCUAUGCGAGUGCUCAGACAGCAAGCACGCGGACGCAGAUCACGAUGAUGAAACGUUCUUUAACAUUUUUAAAAACGCCAGCUACGUUCGGAGGAAUGGGAGCCUCUCCAUCAGCUACAUAGACUUGGCCGAGAGGGCCAUGAGGGGGGACCGCCUCAAUUUGUUUUCCAAUGUUUUUAUAUCAAUAGGGGUGCACGAGCUGCGCGAGGGGGCAACCACAGGAGCGGCAGCCCCGUCCGAAGCGGGGGCAACCACAGGAGCGGCAGCCCCGUCCGAAGCGGGGGCAACCACAGGAGCGGCAGCCCCGUCCGAAGCGGAAGCAACCGCAGGAGCGCUCCCCCAUGAUGAUGGCGGUGACGGCUUGGGACUUCACCGCACGAGGGAAAAACUGGUGCAGCUGAUCGGCACCUACAAUAACAUCUUUUUCCGAAACAGCUGCGUGUUUGUGCAACGGGUUCUAGUGAUCCCGUCCUCCGACAGGCACGACGACUACAUCAUGGCGGAGAUUAUGAAGAUUAAUGAAAGCUUCCUUUACGCGAGUGGACCUGGGGGGGGGGCCCUCGGGGGGGACGCCAGUUGUGGUGGUGGCGGUGGGAGUGGGAGUGGCCAUGGGAACAGCAAACCCUCCCCAGAGAUUGCCCCCUCAAAAGACGCAUCCGCAACCGCAACUGCAACCGAAGAUAUGAAGGAAACGAAGAAGACGAACCCGUGCGAGUACAUCCAGCAGGGGAACUUUUCCUUGCUGAAGAACUCGGCCUACUACUUGGGGGAUAAGGGGAGGAGCCUGGCUGGUGGGAAGCCCCUCGGGCGUGCAGUGACAUCCGAGAGUGUAGUUCCUCGUAUUGGUGUCCGGGGGAAGGAAGAGGAGGAGAAGACGAAGAACGUAGUUCUUGGCAGCCGCAAAGGAGCCGCUUCGCACAGUAGGGCUUCGCCGGUCAGCGCGCGGGGGGCCGACCCCGAAAGGGAGAGCGCUGUGUGUAGCGGCGUGUAUGGCGGCGCGUCUGGCGAUGCGUACGGCGGCGCGCGGAGCAGCAGCGGGAAAAGCUGCAAAGAAAAGAAGAAAUACUCCUCCAACUUUUUAAGCAUUUUCCAGAAGGCGUCCGCGAAGGAGUACAAAUCGGUGAACGUGCAUUCGUCAAGUGGGGAGGGCCUCUCCUCCGACGAGUGCGUCUUCGACAGUUGGAUCUGGGGCAGCGGUGUAGGAAGUGGGAAGGGCAUCGGAAAGGGCAGCGGUAAAGGAAGUGGCGCGGGCGAGGCCCACAGUGCGCGCGGCGGCGCGGCGGGAGGUGCGUCUAACGCAGACGGGGGGAGGGCAGAGAUGGGCGGAGGAAAUGCAACACCGCAAGAGGGCAAAACAACCACACACGAGGGCAGAACGCCGCGCGAACCCAUCUCCUUCAUCUGCAAGAACGCGCGGAACUUCCGAAUCAUCGUCUUCCUGCCGUCCGUGAAAAGGCACUUCAACAUUCAGUAUAAUAAAUUUUUCCAGGCAGUUAUCCUAAACGCCUUUUAUAUUUUUGUUUUUCUUUUGCACAGUAUGAUGACUAAGGAGGGGGUGAGGACGUACAUGCGGGAGCUCAUGGAGAGCGCGAACUGCCAGUCGGUUCGGGCUGCCAAGGUGGGGAGCGAGAGCGUCUUGGAUCGACGCAGGCGCAGGCCCCAGGAGGGGGGCGUCCCUGGGCCCUGCGGGUCGUUUGGGAAGGCCCCCAGGGGGGAGAAGUGGGAACAGGGGGAAAGGGGUCUAGCUGGCGCGUCGCUUCUAUCCGGCGCGAAUGUCACCCAUGGAUUGGCUGCCCCGGCUGCCCCGCCUGCUGCGCCUACCCUGCAGCUGAAGAAGAGCCUGAGCAACAGGGACCUGGCGAGCAAGGCCCUCCUGGGCAGCCGCAAAAACAGCUACGAUAGCAACUUGUAUGUAAACAUAAAGAGGUACUAUAACGACGUCAAGUGGAGCAUCUUGAGCAAGACGAGUCAGAUCGCAGCCAAGGGGGGGGGCGAGGGGUUCCUCUGCGAGGCGGCCCCCCGGGCGCCCAGGUGCAGCGCGUACGAGGAGGCGCCAGGGGAGGCGGUAGGAGAGGCGGUAGGCGAAGCAGUGGAAGCGGUGGAAGCGGCCUCCAACCUGGCAGUCGAAGCGGUGGAAGCGGGCGCCAACCUGGCGGGCGAAGAAGAGGCAGGUGUGUAUCCCCCGGAGAGACGAGACGGAGAUCCCCUCGCGGGGGGAGUGCUGUCUUUGGAGAGCGCCCAGGAAGAGGAGGACAAGAAGGGGCACCCCGCAGAGGAGCGUGGCGUGGAUGGCGGCACGGGUGGCAGCUCGCAUGACAGUUCGCACCGCGACGACCCUGACCACCGCGACCACCACGAUGAUGAGUUGCGAAGUGACGACUACGACGAUGAGCAGAGUGAUGAGGGCAGCGAAGGCCGGGGUGGCGCGCGCGAAGACUUCUUUGAGGAGGACUGCCUUGCGGAGGACUCCCAAAGUGCAGAGGCGAACGGGGGGGAAGAGGACGACUCGCGCGCGGGGGGGAGACAGCGCCCUCCACGAGGGGCACCGAAGAAGAAGGGAGCCAAACGGAGCAACAACGCACAUGUGGGAGCAAACAAAAAAUAUGAAAAGAGAAAAAACGAAGGAGAUGUGUUUCUGCUGCUGGGAAGUCCCCUCGAUUCGAUGGAAACCUACCUGGAGUGCUACGAAAUGAUUAAGGAGAGUGGUGAUGAGGAUUACCUGUCCGAGGGGAACAUCACCUUCUGCAUAGUGCUAAGCAUGUACCUAUACGUUACACAGAACUGGGGUCACUUCUGCAGACUUAAUAACAAUGAGAGAUACACCUUCCGUUUUGCAGACGUCGUUGAGAGCAUAUUAGUCCAGACGUAUGAGAGACUGCUCCCGAGCAAAUACACCAAUUAUGCAAAUUUCUUCUUCGACGCUUCUUCCUAUAGUGGGUCUGUAAAGGAGAGAUCCUACCACCCCUACUACCACAACGUUCAUUUUUCUCUCUACAGUUUUGACCACGCGAGUGACUCUCCAUCGUCGGGCAUGAAUAAGAACAUAAGCUCCUUCAUAAAUGUGCUGAAUGAUUAUGAUAAGGGGGAAGACGAGGGGGAGGACUACUCCGGGGAGGAGGCCAAUGAGAAAGAGCUACACUUCUUUAGUGUCUCUAUUAAGGGGCACAACACGUUGCGGUAUCUGCUUGGGUUUAUAGAGUACAAGCUAAGUGAGGCGUUGACCCUCAUGCGAAAUGGGUGCCUUGUCUCGCCAGGUGAGCCGCCCCCCGGUGAGCAGUCCCCCGGUGAGCAGUCCCCCGGUGAGCAGUCCCCCGGUGAGCAGUCCCCCGGUGAGCAGCCCCCCGGUAAGCAGUCCCCCAGUGUAGAGCCCCACAGUGGUGCCCCUCCCCUCCCUGCACAGGAACUCUUCGCGGACUACCUCCUAUGCUAUUUGAAGUACCUCCUAGCGAUUAGAAAGAAGAGGCACAUCUUUACAGCCAUGCGAAAGUACUCCUGCGUGACUGAGCGGUUCGGUCACCACCUGUACAUUCGAUUUUACCUUGAGCUGGCCAGCAUAUAUCAUCAUGUCGGGGCCAGCCGGAAGUUCUCUUUCACCAUUUACCUCCUCUGCACCCGCUUCUUCGAGAGCAGGAGGUUCUACCUGACGUAUGUGUUUUUAAAUAGCCUCCUCCCGUUUUACGGCCUCCCCUGUGUGGAGGUGGGCACGCUAGGGGUAGCUGGGUUGGAUGGGUCAGGUGUGUUGGGUGUGUCCGCUGCGUCCGCUGUGUCGACUGUAUCCGCUGCUUCCGCUGCACCCAAUGGCAGUGGCGAACGGGGCGGCCACCCGGGCGACUUCCUGAAGAGGGUCUUCGCCAGAAGGGGGGGCGGCGUGAACUUCCCCAUGCGCUGGUUGCGGAAGGCGAGCGAGGCGCACCAGGAGAGGCAUGAUAAGCGGCAUGAGAAGCAACAAGGGGAGCCACAUCAGAAGCUUCAAGCGGAGCCGCAUCAGAAGCUGCAAGGGAACCACGCCGAAGAGAAGAGCCAGGGGGACGUCCUGCCAGGGCAGAGCGAUCGACACAUGCACGUCCUAUUUCGCAGUGUGCUGGACGCAUCCAGCAGCUACAACGUCAAACGGUUGCUCUCACUCGGUUUGGGAGAAAUGAGCAUGAGGAGCUUCUUUUGCCUGAACAUGCAUGGGGAGAAGCUACAGAUUUAUAAGAAGCAAAAUAGGAGACGAUAUAAUGGGAAGCUGCAACACGGGGUGCUGGCACUACUCAGUGAAGUUCUUGCGAGACUCAAUUUGCAGAGCGAGUCCGUCGUGUGUAACUUGCUCCUGCUGUUUUUCUUGGCGAAAGUGCUGACGAAGGAGGUGCAGCGACUCAUCCUUUGCAACGUGUAUGAGACGCUCAGGAAGAGUGAGCGGCACAUCUGCUUCCCCCCCUUUGUUACCCUCGUCAUGGAUGAGCGCCAGAAGCGGAGGAGCAGGUCCUACUUGAGGAGGCUGGUUCGGGGAGGGGACGUCUGCCUUGGUGGGGUUCACUCACAUGGGGAGGCGGCUCCCCUGGGGGGGUGUCCGUGCGGCAGCCUUUCCUGGGAGAGUUCCUCUUCGGGGAGCUCCUCCUCGGAGGAGGACUCGUCGAGCAGCGACUCGGUGGGGAAGAGCUACCAUGGUGGGGGUGGAAGCUACCACGGUGGAGUGAGCAGUUACGACGAUGGGGUGGGGAAGGCCCCCCCCAAAAAGGAACCCAAAGAAGGCACACCGAAGAAGCAAAGGAACAACAGAGGGAAAAACAACCCACAGAGACGAAGGCAGAUUCACUUCCUAUGCGGGUUGACCGAAGGAAGGUGCGCACCCUCCCCAGUGCUACUUAACAUAGAAUACAUAAACGGCUCGAAAAAUUAUGAAAGAGUUUUUAAAAGGGUGAGUGUCCCUCAGUCGACCAACAAAGGAGUGGAAGAACCCACUGAGGAGAUAAGAGACGUCUUUAAGUAUAACCCCUUUUGUGAUGUGCAGAGGAAUGCGAAGAUUCAUAACCUGUGCGAGAUGGGGAGAGUAAACCAGGUGGAUGUGACUCUAAAAAACACACUCGCCACAAAUUUAGUUUUAAAUAACGUACGACUGAUCACUUCAGGAGUUGCCAUCGAAACGUACGCAUCGAACGUUGUGUUUCUCAUGUCUAGGAGGAAAAAGCAUGCAACCAAGGUUCGCCUCUCCUUCAGAGCCAAAGAAACGGGUCUCCUAUUCCUCCUGGGGGUGUCCUACAGCAUCAGCUGCCUCCACUUCGAGCAGUACCUCCUAUACGACACGUCCGUUCUUCGGAGGUGCUUCAUGGGCGACGGGGUUGGGAGGGUCUCCCCUGGCGAAUCCUCCGCGGGCCCCCCCCAGUGGGAGAACCACUCCGGAAGUGCAAAUUGCGCGCAUAAAACGUAUGAACAUGUGCAGGUGGAAAUGGCUGAGGUAAACCAACACAGGGGGCGAUCCUGCGGCGCUGCGGAGAUGGGAAGUGGUGGGGAGGGCGCCCACGCGGAGGGAGAGUCCACGUGCCCCCGUCACGACAGAGGCGGUAGUGGCGGCAGAACCAGCGGAGUCAGCACAGAGGGGGUCCCGCCGCUGAGCUACGCGCUGAAGAUGUCGAACACCUGCUCCGUCUUUGUGAUUCGGAAUUACUUUUGCGUGAACUCCGAAAUUAGCCUUUUUAACUUUAGCAGGUUCGUGGACGUGCAGGCGAUGCUGCAUGAUGAGUCCCACCUGGAGAGGUUCUGCGCGCCGUCCGCGGGGGGAGCGGCAAGGGGAGUGGAAGCGGUUGGAGGGGGGGCAGACGAAGUGGAAGCGGUUGGGGGGGCGACUCCCAAGAUGUCCUCCCUGUCUGUGUCCUCCUCGUCCGCGGAGGGGCGCCACGAAUCUCAUGACCAAUCGGGUCGCCCAUCCGCACGCUCAUCGCGUCGAUCGCCGAGCUGCUCGUCCGGCGCGCCCUCCUCGGAGCAGACAGACCGCUCAAGCGACGAGGAGGAGGCCAACCUGAGGGGAAGCGAUCACCUGGAUGAAGCGAAUGACAACGAGUACUUCUCCACUGACGCAAGACACACAGAGUUGCUCGAAGGAGAAACAAAGUUCCUGUGCCUCAUUCUAGAAAACAAGAGUUCCCAUGUAGACAUAAAGUGCCUGAACGUGCAGGUAAAAUAUAAGCAUCGAAUUUUGGGGGAUUUUUUUUUAAAAUUUUUUUUUAAUUUGGCAUUUCAAAGGAAACGUACCUGUGGAAGUGAAGAGAAGGAUGACGUGAUUCGUUUUAGAGAAGGGGAGCCACUAACAGUUAGAAGGGACCAUUGCUUGUAUAUCCCCAUCAGGUGCAUCGGCUCCAUUUUGAUUAACGAGUGUGACGUACGUGUGGUUUACUCGAAUGAAAAGAACAGCGCCUACUACGCAGUCCAAAAAAUUAAGCUCCGCAUCAGCGUCCUCAGGAACGUUUCUGUGGACCACCUGUUCUGCUUCCCCUACGUGAGUUUUAACUGCACAGACGUCCUAAACGAAAUGGUAAAUGCGGAAGUAUACAGCGCGAGUGUUGUUAAGGCCUUGGGGAGAGUUGCGGUCGCUGGGGAGGCGGAGGGCGCAGCCGAGGGGGGGGACAAGAACACGAAUGUAAGCGCGAACGAAAUCCGUGUGGGCAGCCUCCGGGGGAGGAAGCUCAAGUGUGCUGAAAUAAACGUGGAGAGCUACUUCCAGGGGGGGGGAGAGCGACGGCUCGCGCCGAGGAAGGACCUGACCAUCUGCACGGACAACAAAUACAUUUUUAUGGAAAUGGCCAUCCGGAACUUCAGCGGGCACGUGAACUACUGCUCGGCGAAGAGGGUGGGGAGGAGGCGGCCGACGUGCGUGGUGGAGACAGAUGACCAGCCGAGCAAAUGGGUUCUAUGGGUUCAGAGAAUCAAGCGAAAGAAGAACCUCUCUUUCGCUACCCGAGAAGAUGCAGUCAAGUACUUCCUAUUGUACCUAGAUGUGCACGUGCAUCUGUCCUUCGAUCGGCACAAGAGGUCCGGCCUCCUCAGUCUCUACGGCUCCUACUUGAAUAGUGUCUACCUCUAUGGGAACAAAACGGGGCACUUCUUUCUCAAUUUGAGGAGUGAGGAGCUGACCUCACUGGGGGGCUGCUCACACCAGCAGAGCGCGCCCCCAGCGAGGGGUGGCUCCAUCGGCGAGGCGAAGCGGAGGCGGAGGCGGCACGGGAAAACGGCGCCCAAGCGGGAGACCCUCUUCUGCGCGUAUGCUUUCGAAGCGGCGGGAGAGGGGGAAGAAGUGAGUGGAGCGGAAGAGGUAGACGUGGUGGAAGAAGCGGAAGAGGUAGACGUGGCGGAAGAAGCGGAAGAGGCGGGGCCCCUCUUCCAAAGGAACUUCCCAAACGAAGUGUUCUACCCACCAGUGGUGCUGCGUCCCAAAUUUCACAACUGCAAAAAGAAAAGCAGCGUGGUCAUCCCCAAGUGUUCCAAAGCGUUGAACAUCAAACACAUGAGCGAAAUUGGGAUUAGGAAAAAUUAUUUUGAGUCUUCCGUUGGGGAGUUCUUUGUAAUUAAAAUAUUUUUAAAAAACCUAUCGCCCCUUCAUCUGGGGGAGUAUACCCUGCUGGUUUACCCCUCCAAUUUUAGCUGCAUAAAGCUGAUUGGGAGUUUGAGCAGCAGUGGGUCCCUUGGCCGGGUGGGGGCAGCGGACAACGGCAUGCCCAAAGGAAGAAAGAAGCCGAGACGAGCGAAGAAGAAAACACACCUGCUGCACUCCCUCAACGUGUAUGCUCUGUUUCCGGGGAAAAUUUUAUUUUACAUCGCUGUGUACUUCCAUGCCUACCACGCGUUGCUUUUCCACCACGAGCCGGUUCUCGUGACGGUCGUUUAG
This is a messenger RNA of Plasmodium vivax (malaria parasite P. vivax), 8091 nucleotides long. RefSeq lists its product as hypothetical. Lineage: Eukaryota; Apicomplexa; Aconoidasida; Haemosporida; Plasmodiidae. The coding region runs from base 1 to 8091 and encodes 2696 amino acids. Gene Ontology annotation, cellular component: trans-Golgi network. The transcript is spliced from 2 exons. The record is from RefSeq and is a predicted model, not a curated record.